AUGCCCAAGUCCAAGCGCGCGAAGGUGUUCAACCUCACCCAGGUCACCAAGAAGAACCGCGAGCAGAAGGAGAAGCUCUUCGAGAACAUCAGGGAAUCCAUCCCCAACUACCAGCACUGCUUCGUCUUCAGCAUCGAUAACAUGCGCAACAACUACCUGAAGGAUGUCAGAAAGGAGCUGAACGACUGCCGCAUCUUCUUCGGCAAGACCAAGCUCACCGCCCGCGCCCUCGGCACCACCCCCGAGGACGCCCAAGCCGACGGGCUCGACAAGCUCUCCAAGUACCUCGCCGGCUCCGUCGGCCUGAUCUUCACCAACCGCGACCCCCAAGAGAUCAAGGACUACUUCGUCAACCUGACACAAGUCGAUUUCGCCCGCGCCGGCUCCGUCGCCACGCGCACCAUCACCAUCCCCUCGGGUCCCCUCUUCAGCACCGGUGGCGAGGUCCCCGCCGAGCAUGACGUGCCCGUCUCCCACACCCUCGAGCCCGAGCUCCGCCGCCUCGGCAUGCCCACCCGCAUGGUCAAGGGCAAGGUCUGCCUUGGUGACGAGGCCGGCGAGGGCGACGAUUACGUUAUCUGCAAGGAGGGCGAGACGCUCGACUCGAGGCAGACGAGGCUGCUCAAGCUGUUCAGCAUCUGUUUGAGCGAGUUCCGCGUCAAGUUGUUGGCGUACUGGAGCGCGAGCAGCGGGGAGGUUACCGAGUUGGAGAAACCUGCCGCGGCGCCCGCUGGUGGUGCCGAGGAGAUGGAGGAGGAUGAUGAGUAA
Messenger RNA from Sordaria macrospora k-hell, 768 nucleotides. Its product is annotated as mRNA turnover protein MRT4. Gene Ontology annotation, molecular function: RNA binding. NCBI's taxonomy places the organism in Eukaryota, Fungi, Ascomycota, Sordariomycetes, Sordariales, Sordariaceae. Gene Ontology annotation, biological process: rRNA processing; ribosomal large subunit assembly; ribosomal large subunit biogenesis. The record is from RefSeq and is a predicted model, not a curated record. Gene Ontology annotation, cellular component: nucleolus; preribosome, large subunit precursor.